Messenger RNA from Piliocolobus tephrosceles (Ugandan red Colobus), 3305 nucleotides. RefSeq names its product phosphorylated adaptor for RNA export (gene PHAX). The coding region runs from base 64 to 1248 and encodes 394 amino acids. The transcript is spliced from 5 exons. Gene Ontology annotation, cellular component: nucleus. The record is from RefSeq and is a predicted model, not a curated record. Lineage: Eukaryota; Metazoa; Chordata; Mammalia; Primates; Cercopithecidae. Gene Ontology annotation, biological process: snRNA export from nucleus.
CGGCCGCACCGCCGGAAGUACUCUCCUGACCCUCCGCCGCGCAGCUCAUCGCACCGCAGGAAGAUGGCGUUGGAGGUCGGCGACAUGGAAGAUGGGCAGCUUUCCGACUCGGAUUCCGACAUGACGGUCGCACCCAGCGACAGGACGCUGCAGUUGCCGAAAGUGCUAGGUGGCGACAGUGCUAUGAGGGCCUUCCAGAACACGGCAACGACAUGUGCGCCAGUAUCACAUUAUCGAGCUGUUGAAAGCGUGGAUUCAAGUGAAGAGAGUUUUUCUGAUUCAGAUGAUGAUAGCUGUCUUUGGAAACGCAAACGACAGAAAUGUUUUAACCCUCCUCCCAAACCAGAGCCUUUUCAGUUUGGCCAGAGCAGUCAGAAACCACCUGUUGCUGGAGGAAAGAAGAUUAACAACAUAUGGGGUGCUGUGCUGCAGGAACAGAAUCAAGAUGCAGUGGCCACUGAACUUGGUAUCUUGGGAAUGGAGGGCACUAUUGACAGAAGCAGACAGUCCGAGACUUACAAUUAUUUGCUUGCUAAGAAACUUAGGAGGGAAUCUCAAGAGCAUACAAAAGAUCUAGACAAGGAACUAGAUGAAUAUAUGCACAGUGGCAAAAAAAUGGGGUCAAAGGAAGAGGAAAAUGGGCAAGGUCAUCUCAAAAGGAAACGACCUGUCAAAGACAGGCUGGGGAACAGACCAGAAAUGAACUAUAAAGGUCGAUAUGAGAUCACAGAGGAAGAUUCUCAAGAGAAAGUGGCUGAUGAAAUUUCAUUCAGGUUACAGGAACCAAAGAAAGACCUGAUAGCUCGAGUAGUGAGGAUUAUUGGGAACAAAAAGGCAAUUGAACUUCUGAUGGAAACUGCUGAAGUUGAACAAAAUGGUGGUCUCUUUAUAAUGAAUGGUAGUCGCAGAAGAACACCAGGUGGAGUUUUUCUGAAUCUCUUGAAAAACACUCCUAGUAUCAGCGAGGAACAAAUUAAGGACAUUUUCUACAUUGAAAACCAAAAGGAAUACGAAAAUAAAAAAGCUGCUAGGAAGAGGAGAACACAAGUGUUGGGAAAAAAGAUGAAACAAGCUAUUAAAAGUCUAAAUUUUCAAGAGGAUGAUGAUACAUCACGAGAAACUUUUGCAAGUGACACAAAUGAGGCCUUGGCCUCUCUUGAUGAGUCACAGGAAGGACAUGGAGAAGCCAAGUUGGAUGCAGAGGAAGCCAUUGAAGUUGAUCAUUCUCAUGAUUUGGACAUUUUUUAAGUACAUUUUUGACAGUUUGAGGACUAAGCCUUUCUAAAAUAACAUUGUAAUAAACCAUUUUUACUGAGAUUGCAACGUUUUGCACUGAUAAACAUGAGAAUCUGGAGGAAAGACAAUUGUUUUCUUGUUUAAAAUAGUGUAUGUGCAGAAAGGAAUGCAAUUGAUAGAGCAUUUAAGGCUAUCUCAUGUCUGACAAUACUUAAGAGUAUAUAGCACAGGAUUUAAUUUUUCAUUCUGUUGCAUGUGCUAAUUGUAAGUAUUACUAGUUGAUAAUCAGUUUUGUCUAGGUCAUAACAUACUAUUCGAAAGUUUGCUUUUUCAAGUUUAUCUUUGCAGUGAAUUAUGCUUUGACUUUAAAACAUUCCACUAAAAUCAUAAUGGGACAUAUAAGUUAUUAAGCUGUUACAAAUGCAUUCAAAUUUGUUUUUUCUGUGUUCUAAGAACUCAGGCAUUUUUAAGGAUGAAAACUAACAUUGGCCAGGCACGGUGACUCACCCUGGUAAUCCCAGCACUUUGGGUGGCUGAGGCAGGCGGAUCACUUGCGGUCAGGAGUUUGAGACCAGCCAGGCCAACAUGGUGAAACUUUGUCUCUACUAAAAAUAAAAAAACUAGCCGGGCGUGGUUAUGCAUGCCUAUAAUCCGAGCUACUCGGGAGGCUGAGGCAGGAGAAUCACCUGAACCCGGGAGGCAGAGGUUGCAGUGAACUGAGAUUGCACCACUGCACUCCAGCCUGGGCGACAGAGCGAGACUCCAUCUCAAAAAAAAAAGAUACAGUUAAGAGGUGUAUACUGAUGAUUCUUCCCACUCAUUUGUCUGUCCAGAAGUAAAUAAAUGUCAGAAAUUUUUAAGAGUCUCAGUCUGUCGCCCAGGCUAGAGUGCAGUGGCACGAUCUCGACUUAUUGCAGCUGCCAUUUCCCAGGUUCAAGUGAUCAUGUGCCUCAGCUUCCUGAGUAGCUGAGAUCACAGGUGUGCACCACCACGCCCAGCUGAUUUUUGUAUUUUUAGUAAAGACUGUUUCGCCAUGUUGUCCAGGCUGGUCUCGAACUCCUGGCCUCAAGUGGUCUGCCCACCUCUGCCUCCCAAAGUGCUGGGAUUACAGGCGUGAGCCACCACACCCAGCCUUAUUCUUAAAUGUAACGUGUUUUUUGACUUCUUAAUUAACUUGGUUAUAUACUAAAUGUGAUCUACUCCUGUGUAUUACUACAUACUUUAAAAAAAUUUUCAAGCUGGGCAUGGUGACGCACACCUGUAAUCCCAACACUUUGGGAGGCCAAGAGGGGACGAUUGCUGGAGCCCAGGAGUUCGAGACCAACCUGGGCAACAUCGUGAGACGCUAUCUCUAGUUUAAAAAAGGAAAAGGAAAAAAAAACAUUCCCAGUGGCAGCCUACCUAAGACUGUUUUACCUUAUGUUAAGGAAGUUAGGUAUUUAAAAUGUUACAUAUGCUGGUGCAGUGGCUCAUGCCUGUAAUCCCAGCACUUUGGGAGGCUGAGAUGGGUGGAUCGUUUGAGGUCAGGAGUUCAAAACCAGCCUGGCGAACAUGGUGAAACCCCAUCUCAACUAAAAAUACAAAAAAUUAGCCAGGCAUGGUGGUGCAUGCCUGUAAUCCCAGCUACUUGGGAGGCUGAGGCAGGAAAAUCGCUUGAACCCGGGAGGCAGAGGUUGCAGUGAGUCGAGAUCAUGGCACUGCACUCUAGCCUGGGCGACAAAGCAAGACUUUGUCUCAAUAAUAAUAAUAAAAUAUUACAUGUGCAUGAAGUUUUAAAUUACUCAUUAAUGAAGAAAAUAAAGGUAGUUUAGACAUUCCAAGAGUUAACUGUAGUUUAUAAAAAUAUAUUAAGCAAAAAUAUGCUUGAUAUAUUAAGCAGAAAUUUUGUUUAUUAAGCAAAAAUGUAAAAUUCAGCAAUUAUAAACUAUUCCUUCAGACAAUGUACUUGAAGUCUUUCGGUAGUUCUGAGAAUAUGGUCAUUGAAGUUGGAUCUAAGAGGAAAGUGGUUAUUGGUUGCUUUUUAUUUAUAAAGAAUGCAAAAAUAAAAUUAGAUUUUUGGCAGUCCUUAA